Molecule: messenger RNA, 391 nt
Organism: Cydia strobilella
Lineage: Eukaryota; Metazoa; Arthropoda; Insecta; Lepidoptera; Tortricidae
Product: tubulin polymerization-promoting protein homolog
Exons: 2
Coding region: 17-391 (124 amino acids)
Biological process (GO): microtubule polymerization
Molecular function (GO): tubulin binding
Source: RefSeq, a predicted model, not a curated record
ACAGCUAAAUAGGAUAAUGGGGGAUGAGGAACAAGCCACUCUUGACGGACAGUUUCGUGACUUCUCUAAGCUAUACGAUAACAAACGAAGUGGCUUAACGAUUACUCUGUUCCGAUCUGACUUCUGGAUGCGCCAGGCCAAACUCCUCGACGACAGGAAACUGACUAUGACUGACACUGGUGUGCUGUGGAAUAAAUACAACAAAUCAGAGCUUGACUGGGACGAAUGGUUGCAAUUUCUGAGCGAAGUAUGUGCUUUGAAGGGCUGGGAUGAAGAAAAUGUACAAGUAACCUUGACAAACUGCGGAUUACCAGGCCAGGGUAACGUCGUUGUACCACAAUACAGAGACUUUUUCCUCACAUACAAACCCAAAGAGAAAUUGCCGUUUUGA